Verticillium nonalfalfae is the source of this 1653-nucleotide messenger RNA. RefSeq lists its product as uncharacterized. The coding region runs from base 1 to 1653 and encodes 550 amino acids. The transcript is spliced from 3 exons. The record is from RefSeq and is a predicted model, not a curated record. Lineage: Eukaryota; Fungi; Ascomycota; Sordariomycetes; Glomerellales; Plectosphaerellaceae.
AUGGCCGAGGAACAGAAGCCCGUCGCCGUCGAGGCCCCCAAGGAGGACACCACCACUCCCGUUGUUGCGCCUGCCGUUGAGGCCCCCGUUGCUGAGGCUCCCGUCGAGGCCAAGCCUGUCGAGGCUACCGAGGCCGCCCCUGCUGCCGCCGCCACCACUGAGGCCGCCACCACCACCGAGGCCGCCCCUGAGGCUGCUGCCGCUGCCGAGGAGACCAAGGAGGAGGUCGUUCCCGUCGAGGAGGGUCAGCUUGAGCACAAGGGCCUGAACUUCCCCAAGAACUUCAUCUACUCCAAGCAGUUCUUCUGGUUUGGCACCGAUGCCGUUGAGCCUUCUACUCUCUCCCACUACCGCCGCAGCGAGAAGAAUGUUGAGGCUGGCCGCAACACCACUGCCUGGGCCUCCCAGACCGGCAAGGGCCUCCUUUUCUUCGGCGAGAAGGCCAGCCCUGUCGGCGUCAUCAACCUGUCUGAGGCCACUGAGCCCGUUACCGACGGUCCCAACAAGUUCUUCUUCACCGCCAAGGGUCACAAGCACGCCUUCAAGGCCUCCAGCACUGCCGAGCGUGACAACUGGGUCGAGCAGCUGAAGGUCAAGAUUGCCGAGGCCAAGGAGCUCGCCACCACUGUCCCUGAGACCGAGACCUACAAGGCUACCCUCGAGACCUUCAAGCCCAGCGUUCCCGCCCCUGCCGCUAAGAAGGAGGAGGACAAGCCCGCUGAGGUCGCCGCUCCCGCCACCGAGACUCCCACUGUUGUUGAGCCCGUCGCUGCCCCUGCUACCACCGAGGCCGCCGCUGCUGAGGAGCCCGUCAAGGAGGAGAAGAAGGAGCGCCGCUCUGCCAGCCGCAAGCGUGGCAGCAUCUUCGGCAACCUCCUCGGCGGCAAGAAGGAGGAGAAGACUGAGAAGCCCGUCGAGGCCACCGCUGAGGCCCCAGCCACUGAGACCCCCGCUGUCGCCGCCGAGACCACCACUGAGCCUGCUGCCCCUGUCGCUGCUGAGGCUGCCCCUGCUACCGAGGCCGCUGUUGCCCCUGCUGCCGCCGCCGAGUCUCCUACUGAGGAGAAGCCUGCUCCCCUGACCAAGCGCAACAGCAUCUUCGGCAGCGUCUUCGGCAAGAAGGAGAAGAAGGCCGCCGAGACUGAGACUCCUGCCGCUCCCGCCAAGGAGGCCGAGGUCGCCCCUGUCGCCCAGGACGCCCCCGUCAUUCCCCAGGUUGAGACCACCACUCCCCUGGCCGUCGAGGUUGCCAGCCCCGCCACGGUCCCCACCGAGACCACUGAGGCCGCUCCCGCCGCCGCCGUUGCCGAGCCCAAGAAGGAGGCCAAGGCCGAGAAGCGCAAGUCUUCCCUGCCCUUCGCCUUUGGCAAGAAGGAGAAGUCCCCCGCCACCUCUGACGAGGAGGGUGACAAGCCCGAGAAGACUGGUCCCUUCUCCAAGCUUCGUGCCACGAUCAAGGGCCGCGGCAAGUCCCCCGUCGGCGAGAAGAAGCCCCUCGACAAGACGGCCGAGGAGAAGACGGAGUCGGCUACUGAGGCUCCCGCCACCGAGGCCCCCGCCUCGGGCUCUGAGGCUCCCAAGCUCCCUGAGGAGCCCGUCAACAAGCCUGAGCCCGUCACCGGCGCCACCCCUGCCGUGACUGCCGCCGCUUAG